Phoenix dactylifera (date palm) is the source of this 1424-nucleotide messenger RNA. Its product is annotated as protein SENSITIVE TO PROTON RHIZOTOXICITY 2-like. Gene Ontology annotation, biological process: response to aluminum ion; response to acidic pH. Lineage: Eukaryota; Viridiplantae; Streptophyta; Magnoliopsida; Arecales; Arecaceae. The record is from RefSeq and is a predicted model, not a curated record.
UCUUGCCUCAUCCCAAGCUCCAUGUAAGGAUGCAUUCUAGCGGUGGAGAAAAAUUGAUCUAGGAGGAGGUUAUACUCCUGGACGGGCCUAGAAAAGAUGAACCCAGAGGGUCCUCCAUUCUUCCGGAACAACGACCCACAAGGCUUUCGGAUGAACAACAACCCACAAGGCUUUCGGAUGUAUGAAGGAAUAGAAAGCUCGAUUCCUUCCUCGCCGGCCGGUGUGGCCUCCGGUGCUGGUACCUACUCCCAAACUCUCUUGUACGGAAUUUCACUCCUUAGGGACAAGGUCCAAGAGGUGCAGUUCCUCGUUAGCCUAGUGGUCUCCCCUGAUCCAACCCAACGGCAGUCUGUAGCUGUGGCAGCCUCCGGUGCCGGCGCUAUAAUUCAGGAGAUCAUCGUCGCAGCCUCCUCGAUGAUAUACGCCUUGCAGCAGGUGGCAGUUGGUGCAGUGUCUGCCAACACCGAGGAUGGCAGCAUCUCCCAUCCUCAUGGCGUGAAGGCUUCUUAUGAUUGCUUAUCCAAAGCUAAUGGAGUAGAUCAUAUAGAUCAUGUCCUCAACGACUUUGAAGGUGGUAUGAUAGGUGCUGUAACUCAUCGCAGUACUAAUACUAUUAAUCCUGACGGUGCUAAAAAUGGCCACAGAAAUAAGGAUAGUAGCAACAAGCCAGGAUCCCCUUCGACAGCAUGCGAUAUAAUCGAACUGGAAGCUGCUGAAUUAUUGGCCAAGUACACACACUACUGCCAAGUUUGCGGCAAGGGAUUCAAGCGUGAUGCGAACCUAAGGAUGCACAUGAGAGCCCAUGGAGACGAGUACAAGACAAAUGCAGCCCUUUCCAAACCCAUGAAGGGGGGCAGCGCCGCCGCUGCCAUGGGGCACGAGGACGGCACUCCUUUUGGCUUGCCAAGAAAGUACUCAUGCCCUCAGGAAGGGUGCCGGUGGAACAAGAAGCAUCCCAAGUUCCAGCCCCUCAAGUCAAUGAUAUGUGCCAAGAACCACUACAAGAGGAGCCACUGCCCGAAGAUGUUUGUGUGCAACCGGUGCAACCAAAAGCAAUUCUCCGUGCUGUCGGAUUUAAGGACGCAUGAGAAGCACUGCGGGGAUCUCAAGUGGAUGUGUUCAUGCGGGACAACCUUCUCCAGAAAGGAUAAGCUCAUGGGUCAUGUAGAAUUGUUUGUUGGGCACGCUCCUGCGACGAAUUGCUUCCGGAAGCAAGGGAACUUGAAGUAGCAUGAGAUGCAAGUUCAAAUGGAUGGGAGGUACAAGUAUUUAAAACUAGUAAAGUUCGGGGAAGCUAAUAUGUUGAUUAACAUAUGUUUGGGAUUAUGCAUUACGUUUUGGACAGUAAGCUUCCAGAGAUUUUAUGGAAAUGGUUAAACUACGUAUCAUGUAUGUUAUAUUCUAUUUUGAGUGUGAAAUAAGCA